Molecule: messenger RNA, 1905 nt
Organism: Prunus armeniaca (apricot)
Lineage: Eukaryota; Viridiplantae; Streptophyta; Magnoliopsida; Rosales; Rosaceae
Source: the annotation of a GenBank genome assembly
AUGGAUUCUCCACCAUGCUUAUGGUGGCUAUUAAUUUUAGGCUCAAUUGUACAUCUUGUACAGCAACCCCAACUUCUUCAGGCACAUAGAUUUUCCUUCACACAUCACCCAAAGGGGCCUUUCACAAAUGUCACCAAACACCUUCACUUCCCAAAUUUUCACACAACUUCAAGCCUUGAAACCAAUUUUCCUCAACUAAAAUUCCUUGGCAAUGCAAGAGUCUCAGAAGAGAAGGGUGUGAUUCAAAUACCCCAUUCAUCAUCAUCACAAGCUGAUCAGCCUACAUACCAAGUAGGCAGAGCCAUUUACUCCUCUCCUAUACGCCUCUUCGACCCGUUAACACUAACCCCAGCUUCUUUCGAGACCACAUUCUCCUUCCAAUUCACCACUAACUCCAUGGCAACUCGCGGGGGCAAUGGCCUUGCCUUUGUCAUUUCCCCCGACGAGUUCACCAUAGGACGACCGGGCCCCUGGCUCGGAAUCCUCAACGAUGCAUGCAACCAUUACAAGGUGUUUGCAGUCGAGUUUGACACUAACCACGAUCCGCAAUUUGGCGACCCCAAUGAUGAUCACAUUGGCAUCAACCUUGGGGCGGCAGUCUCAUUCAAAACCGCCAAUUUGUCAGAAGCUAAUAUUUCCCUCCACAAUAGCAAAGUCCACAGAGCAUGGAUCACCUAUGAUGGCAAUCAUAAACACAUCAACAUCCACUUGGGUUUAGACGGUAACCCAAUUCCCUCAAAACCCAUAUUGUCUUCACCUCUAAACCUCUCUCCAUUUCUUCAAGAGUACAUGUUCGUAGGGUUCUCUGCUUCCACUGGAAAUUCAUCACAAAAUUCAAUCCACAAUAUAAUUUCAUGGGAAUUUUCAUCCACAGUACAAGCUUCUCUUCACGUCCCAUCCACCAAAAUUUGCCACAGAAAUGUAGCGCACCUAGUCUCCAAGUACUCCACCACACCCCACACAAACCCACCAAGCAGUUUCUUGAUCUUUGUGGCUCUGCUAGUCUUGAGCUCAGUGGCUUUGCUCAGUUUUUACUUCAGCCGCAUUAAAACAGACACCUCGGAUGCACUUUUGUUCUUCGACACAAAACAGAGGCCAAUGCUCCCAAUCAGUCCUCGCCGUUUCACAUUUGCGGAGCUCUACAUCGCAACGCGGCGUUUUGACAAAGCCCAAGUGUUGGCCACCGACUGUAGAGGAGGCAGCACGUCCGUUUUGUACAGAGGGACGCUUGUGAAUGGGUGUCAAGUUGCAGUGAAGCGAUUCUCGACUCAGUUCUUGAGUUCCGCCCGAGUUACGAAACGACUCGGCGAUCAAAUAACUCGGGCGAGUCACCCGAGUCUACCCAACAUACGCGGGUGGUGCUGCGACGGUAGAGAGGCCAUGAUCGUCUACGAUCAUUACCCGAACGGAAGCUUGGACAGGUGGCUGUUCGGGAUUGGAGCGCUGCCAUGGACGUGGCGGCUCAAGCUCGUCAAGGACAUAGCAGAGGGUUUGAGCUUCCUCCAUUCCAAGGAGCUCGCUCAUGGAAAUUUGAAGGCGAGCAGCGUCUUCCUGGAUAUAAAUUACCGACCUAUCCUUGGAGAUUACGGGUUGGAGUUCUUUCUGCCCGGGUCGGGUCGGGGCAGCAUGGGCGAUGUGUUCCGGUUUGGGAUAUUGGUUUUGGAAACUAUGGCGGGAAGGAAAGGGGAGGGUCUUUUGGGGUUUGCGAGGGAGAUGUUUGAGAAGGGAGAGAUAGGGAGGGUUGUGGAUGAGAGGAUGGGAGACCGAGUUAACUCGGAGGAAGCGAUUCGGAUUUUGAAAAUUGGGCUGAGUUGUACUGUGAGCGAGAGUUGUAGGAGGCCUUGCAUGGAAGAGGUGGUUCAGUGCCUUGCAUCUAGUUCCCAUAGUAGGCCCGUAGUGCUUUAG